AUGGCUGAUCCUGACGCGCCCGGCCAGUCUAAGAGAGCUCGUUUGGGCCCCGGCAAUCUUGAUCAUCCGCAGUAUAACGGCCACGGAUUUCCACCCCCUCCUCCACCGCCUCAUACCCAACCCACUCGGCCUUCGUCUCAUCCCACUUUGGUCCAGGCGUCUCCGCCCUACGGUGCUCACGGCUUACCGGUUCCGUCUAACCAGUACACUCCUCACGUCCAAGGCUAUCCCGGACCGCUUCCUUCACCGUCCCUUCCGCCAUCUGAUAUUCGCGCCCUUGCGGACCCACGGAACAUACCCUCACCUCGUCAGCACUCCAAUGGCGUUACUGGAGCAUCUCCUGUGACGAUCCCCCAGGACAGAAUCUCUAGCUACCGCCCCCCACUCACACCUCAGACAACCACUGGACCUGAGCCACACAGUUCCCGGUCCACCAGCGUCAGUAUCAGUGUCGACGUAAAGUCCCAAAGUCAGACCCCCAUGGAGCAUGGCGGCCAUCACCAGCCGUGGGCAAUCAACCACGAGCAUCGCCCUAAUGGCAGCAUACCAAAUGGAUACAACCACAGCAUCAGCCCUGGAGCACAUCCCAAUGGACCGCCAUAUCAUCCCCAGCCGCCACCACCUGCCCAGCAGUACGCCCCUCCUGUCACCCCUUACGCGCAGACCCCGUACAUGAACGACUAUGGCACUGCACAGCAGAUACGGCGAAAGCAGGUGCGCGCCACCCAGGCCUGUAACCAUUGCCGUUCGCGGAAACAGAAAUGUGACGAAGCUCGGCCGUGCCAAUUCUGCAGAGAGAACAACUUCGACUGUCAGUACAAGGACGUCCCGCCACCCAAGCAAGACAGAAGCAUGAUGCAACUUCAAGAAAGUGUCAACAGCAUCUCCGAGGUUUUGUCGCAGUUUGUGGACCAGUUCAACGGCUGGAAAUCAAGUGUUGAGAGUAGGCUUCCACAAUCGCGGAAUCACGAGAUGAUGUCGAAUCACACUUCGCCAGAAGCCUCUUUCUCCGCACCCCCAAGAGAGCAUGGUACAUCCAGAUGGCCUACUCCUAUACAGGGAAGAGGACACAUGGGCCGUGUCAACAGCAACCUGAAAAUGGAGUCACCCAUCGCUCCCCACUCGAACAUGAUGUCGCCACUGGGUGCGCAAGCAUCAGCUUCCAUCAAGCAAGAAUCGCAAUUCGCGCCGCCUCCUCAACAACCGGCAACACCUGCCGAGAGUGUAAGAACCGACCGCAGCCAUGCUACUGAAACUAGUCCCAAGGAACAGACCGGCCUGCAAGGUGAUCACACUACACCAGCGCACAAGUUGCUGGACGAAUGGCAACAAAUGAGCAUCUUUUAUCAAGGUAUUCCGUACCUGAGAAGGCUUAUAGACAACGGCCGUGAAGUCUCAGAUUACCCAAUGCAGCUUGAGCAGGAUCGCGGACUGUUGCGUGUCUGGGGUGUUGGCGAGGGCCAAGACCUAAAUGACGGAGCGCAAGGACCUGGAAGCCCGGAAAGCAGUAACGAUUCAGAAGCCCCUUCACCAGCGCCUGGCAAAGAAGGACUUUGGGGCUACCCAUUUUCCGAAGCCGAGAAUGGAACACGAACACCGGGCAGCACACCUCGAGAAUAUUUCCCGCAGCAGCAGCAACGGCAGGAGAACGGGCUUGGCGCAGAUGGUCGGCCCGACUUUCGACGCCAUGUCAUGUUUGACCUGCUCAGGUCCUACAUGGAGACCAUGCAUAUUUUCCAUCCUUUCAUGAACGAGAACAAACUGAGACGUAUGUUCAAGGAUUUCAGUGACCAAUAUAGUCCUGACGCGAAGCCUCUGAACGCCCACUCUCCUGCUCCCGUUCACGGAGUGAAGCGAAAGCGUUCGGCUAGCAACCUCGAUGGACUUGCAUCAGGUCGUGGUGAGAUUGAACGGUCGUUGCGCAACGCGAUUGUAUUGCUCGUUCUUGCCCUUGGUAAAGUCUGCUCGCAUACAGAGCCAUUGCCUGCGCCGCAAAAUGAUCGACACCCUUUCAACAGCGUAAACAGCGAGACUUCCGACGAAACACGCCCGAGGAACAUCGAUCUACUACCUGGUAUGGCCUAUUAUGCAUAUGCCACAGACAUUCUUGGAAACCAACAAGGAGGCAACACGGUCGCGCAUGCGCAAGCUAUGCUGCUAGCUGCGCUGUUCCUCAGUCAAUAUGCACGAGUAUUGGAGAGUUGGAGCUGGAUUAACAACGCCUGUCGGAUCGCCCUGGUCCUCAUCAAAGCCGACUACACCAAGCUGCUCCGUGUGAACAGUGAUAGAAGGCAUACCUGGAGUUCCAAGGAGCGGUACAGACUCAAUCUUGUGAUGUGCGUCUACUGGACAGCUCUGCAGCUGGAAUCUGAUAUUCUAGCAGAGAUGAGCACUUUACCGCCUUCCGGCAUCUCUGCACAUCAAAGCGAGAUUAUGUACCCCGAAGGCGUCAACGAGAACUGGUCUCAAGACCAAGACAGCAAUUUUGUGCAACAAGAUGUCGAAGUACGCGCAGGUCCUAGGCAAGACUUGAUGAUGAAGCUGUACUCCACGCAGACUUUCCUACGAGUUGUCCUCAACGUAGCGCACAACGCCUUGUAUGGCCCCAGUGGCCGUAUGAGCUUCGACCCUACCAGCUUCAAGGAAGUUGCCCACCACGCACUUACCCACAAGGAGAUACUCGAGGGCUGGCGGAAGCUACUAACACCGGAACUGGCAUGGUCGGAUGACGAAUACCCUUCGACAGAUCUCAACAUUGCUCGUGUACGCGCCAAAUACUAUGGUGGUCUAUACAUGAUGUUGCGACCUUACCUCAAGCUUGCGAGCCACACGCUAGAGUUCCCACCUCCGCCUCCCGGCACAACUGGCGCUACACAGCAUAACCCGCCCUCGCCUUUCGGAAAUGCGGCCUCCAAUAGAAAUGUGCAGAUGGUUGAUCUAAGCGAAGACCAGCACAAGAUUAUCAAGAUCGCCUGCCAAUGUAUCAACGCCGCUAUCAGGAGUACCAUCGCGUUCGAUCGUGUAGGCGAAGAGCCUGGCAGCCAAUACCAUUACUUCCAGCCUACGCGCAAGAAGAGGCUUAUAGUAACCAACAUCUUUGGUACACUUCAUGCACAAUUCGGAAACAUGCUCGUCCUAGCCUCUGUGUACAAGUCCAAAUUGUACCCCCUCCUACCCAGCGACACCUGGCUCACCAAGGCCAAUCUCGCCGCCUUAUUCAAACGUACCAUCGCGGUCAUUAGCGACGUAGCGCAAAACUCGCCCAUUCUACGCAUGGAUCUUGAGAUUCUCAAGAACGUCCAGAAACAACAAGGACUCGAAUGA
This is a messenger RNA of Alternaria atra, 3324 nucleotides long. RefSeq lists its product as uncharacterized. Gene Ontology annotation, biological process: regulation of DNA-templated transcription. The record is from RefSeq and is a predicted model, not a curated record. Gene Ontology annotation, molecular function: DNA-binding transcription factor activity, RNA polymerase II-specific; zinc ion binding. The transcript is spliced from 4 exons. NCBI's taxonomy places the organism in Eukaryota, Fungi, Ascomycota, Dothideomycetes, Pleosporales, Pleosporaceae. The coding region runs from base 1 to 3324 and encodes 1107 amino acids.